GGUCUAGGUGGGAGUAGUCAGUGGCGGACAGAAUGACAAUAAUUCAAUGAAGAUCAAUAAAUGGGGUGUUUCAGGCAGCCCAUCGCUGUGCUUGCGGCCAUCUUUAAUACGAGUGGCUUCCGCCGCGCGCCGUGAUCUGUCCCCUCUUCACUUUUAUUUUUUUGCAGAAUCCCAUCAACUCUGUACAAUUGAACCAGAGGCACAUAUCCACCCACCACCAUUCCCCAGCAGUCUGAACAGCAACAACAUCCGUUUUUCUGGUCAAAACCCACACCCCAACCGAACCGCGAGCACCAUCCCAAUUUCCCACAAAACCAGCAAAAAUGACGAACCUCACCACCAACAACAACUCCACCGCUGCUCCCCAGCACGCCCCGGCCGCCGCCGCCGCCGUCGUCAAGCCCACCACUAACGAAAACGACAACGAAAACGACCCCCUCCUCUUCCCCACGACCCUCGUCUCCCCGGACGUCACCGCCGCCCUCCCCGAAACCUACACGAUCCGGCCCCUGCGUCGCUCCGACUACCAGCGCGGCUACCUGGACGUGCUGCGCGUGCUGACGACCGUCGGCGACAUCACCGCGGCGCAGUGGGACGCCCGCUACGACUGGAUCGCCGCCCGCAACGACGAGUACUACCUGCUGGUCAUCUGCGACGGGGCCGGCCGCGUCGUCGGCACGGGCAGCCUGCUCGUCGAGCGCAAGUUCAUCCACGCCCUCGGCAUGGUCGGCCACAUCGAGGACAUCGCCGUCGACAAGGACCAGCAGGGCAAGAAGCUGGGGCUGCGCCUCAUCCAGGCGCUGGACUUUGUGGCGGAGAAGGUCGGCUGCUAUAAGACGAUCCUGGAUUGCUCCGAGUCGAAUGAGGGGUUUUAUCUUAAGUGUGGGUUUAAGCGGGCGGGGUUGGAGAUGGCGCAUUAUUAUUAGAGGGAUUGGGGGUUGAUUUUUUUUGCUGUUCUUGGGGGGCGUUUCGUAUAGAUUUGCGAGGUAUUACCUGGGUCCUUUUGGGGGUUGGGGGUGUGGGAUUGGGCUCGGUGGCCGAUACAUAAUUUUAUCUGGGGUGUUGCAUGCGGGGAAACUAGAGUAUGGGUUUCAUCGUGCUGGAGGUCCCGUUAUGGAUAUAUGAGGGCAGGGACUAGGUGGUAGGUGCAGUGAUGUGGGGUGGUUUCUGUUUCGGGGGUCAUGUGCUAUACAACUUAUGACUUAUAAGUGGA
Molecule: messenger RNA, 1213 nt
Organism: Aspergillus aculeatinus CBS 121060
Lineage: Eukaryota; Fungi; Ascomycota; Eurotiomycetes; Eurotiales; Aspergillaceae
Gene: gup1
Product: glucosamine 6-phosphate N-acetyltransferase
Exons: 3
Coding region: 324-926 (200 amino acids)
Biological process (GO): UDP-N-acetylglucosamine biosynthetic process
Cellular component (GO): Golgi apparatus; endoplasmic reticulum; endoplasmic reticulum-Golgi intermediate compartment
Molecular function (GO): monosaccharide binding; glucosamine 6-phosphate N-acetyltransferase activity
Source: RefSeq, a predicted model, not a curated record